Messenger RNA from Brachypodium distachyon (stiff brome), 3110 nucleotides. RefSeq lists its product as uncharacterized. The record is from RefSeq and is a predicted model, not a curated record. The transcript has 5 exons. Gene Ontology annotation, molecular function: protein binding. The coding region runs from base 847 to 2517 and encodes 556 amino acids. Lineage: Eukaryota; Viridiplantae; Streptophyta; Magnoliopsida; Poales; Poaceae.
UUCAGUCCUCCUGCUUCUCCAUAGUCCCAAAACUCGCACCAAGCUUCCCCCUUCUUGCUCCAAAAACUGGUACUUCCCCCUUCUCGCUGCAAACUCGCACCAAGCUUUUAUGGCGGCGUUGGCUUCCACCAGUCUAAUUGCUUCUUCAGCCAUGAGUGAUCAAAGCCCCCCUUGGUCGCUCCCAGCGACGCCACCAUGGGCCGCCCCUCCUACGCCACGGAAGGGCCCGUGGUGGUGCCAAGGCUUAGCGGCGGCUGGCUUAGCUGGCCCCACCGCCCCAGGCCGCCGGAAUGCCAGGUUGUGGGGACCCACAAAUCGCACUUCGAGAAGAUUUUUGCCUCCCUGGCUCGGCGCUGGCUGGCUCCCUCCCGCUUCCAAAUCGCCCGCCUCUCUCUCUCUCUCUUGGGGAUUCCUCCUCCCCUUCCCGGCUUCCCCCAACCGAAUUUCUCUUGGGCAUUUCCUCCUCCCCUUCACUGCUUCCCCCAACCGAAUUGAGAGAAGAACCCCAAGCCCCAAGCAACAUUGCAACAGACUUCCGUCCGUCGUCAUCGUGGAGAUGCAGGCAGUGGUGCCCCAGGGUGCGCGCUUCGUGCGGCUGCACUGGCGCUGCAGCGGUCACCGGGGCCGCACUGUGUACCUCGCCGCCGACGAGGACGGGAGAGGCAUCAAGCUAUCGGGCUUGCGCGAAGCGCCACACACCGUGUGGGCACUUGAGCAUCUGACGGACCCGUAUGGCGAGCGGGCUUUCCUCCUCCGCGGCGCCUACGGACGGUACGUCGUCGCCGACAAGUACCAGAGGCCGCGCGUGAUCCAGGCGACCGGGUGGAUGAGGUCGCUCCACCUGAGAUGCCGUGGCAGUUGCUUCAGACGGGUGGCGACCUCCUCGUCGGAAGUCGACUGGGCGGGUUCCUCCGCGCCACCAUCAGUUACCGCUACGCCGAUGUGGUUGUUGGGGAAAACGACGGGAGCACCAUGCUCCAUUGGGGCGUGGAGGUCGUACCCUCGCUUGUCCACACCGCAGAUAGGAUUGAUUCGCUUAUGCAACUCCAGAAGCACACCAAGGUGCAGUGGAAGGGUGAAGGGUCCAAGAUUAUACGUUACGUCAAAGCUGAUCUAGAUGGCGUCAUCAAUGAAAUGGCUUGGUCUAACAUCAGACUGAACUCAAACAGUCUAGUAAUUACAAUGCAAAUGAUCUUGCAACAGGAUAAUGAUGUUCUACAUGCAGCAAUAUGUGUUAGGGGAGGCCAGUAUGGACAGCUCACACCACUCCUCGUGGACCUUCCUACAAGCAAUGAUCGUGUCGAUGUAGUACUUCUUAGUCCCAACACCGCAGUGCACCUUCACCUACUGUACCCGGAGUGGCGUGCUGAAUCGAUGGCGUGGCCUGUACCGCUUCCUAGAUUAGCAGUCGCUUCCUCCGCAGAAGGGCCAGAGGGUUUGAGCAUUCUGGACAAAAUGGAUAAAUAUUUACCUGAUGAAGUACUUUACUCCAUAGUGCUGAGGCUUCCAACAAUGUCUGAUAUAAUGCACCUGGCAUUUACCUGCAAGUGGUUUUACCGGAAGCUUGCAGCCAUUGGUUUCGCAAGAGCUUACUGCCAUGAAAGACAGAACUCAGUCCGGACACUUGUUGCAGCAGUUAAUUGUGAAACAGUGGAAAUAGCAGCCACCGCCCCCAUGGAGCAUGUUGUUGUCGCACUUGAUGCGAUUCUGGACAGAGGAAGGUUCCGUGUUCUGGAUACAAGAUUUGGACAAGUCCUGCUGUAUGAUGAAACAAUUGGAGACAUGAUCAUCGCUAACCCAAUGAAUGGUGAUCAGAUACAUCUUCCAACCAUAGAACCUCCUGUGCUGCACACAUUUUUGGCUGCCGGACUAGUACAAACGAAAACAGGCGAUCGGUUGGUAAUGGCUUUGUUUGCCAGACGCACAUCCUCUGUGCUGGGAACAGAUUGUGCUUGGAUAUGCAGCUCACACCUCUGUCCCGGUCCUGCAAGGUGGAUGGGGCAUUCGCAGCCCGUCAGGUUCCGUCUCCCCCAGUCUAGAUUGCAGAUCCGCAGUCCUUCAAUUCUUGCAGAGGAACAUUGGCAUCUCUUAUCUUUUAAUGAUUGCAUCCUAUCUAUCAGUCUAGAUGGCGAGCAUGCCCUGUCAAGGCUUGCACUUCCUUUUGAGACAAGGGUUGAUAAAGUACCAGCGCAUCUUCUUGCCAAGAUCAGGGAUGGGAGCCUUGCACUUCUUGUCCGUGAAGAUGGCGUUCUUACAGUGUGGGUUUAUAGGUUCGUGAAAACCCCUAAAAACUGGGAAUGCGAGCAGUACAAGAGCUACUUUGUCGAAGAUCUCGCACUAUCGUCUGUAGCAGAAGAAAACAGUUUGAUUUUGAACCCUCACUUGAUCGCUUUGAACAUUGAGACUGGGGACUUCAGCCUUCCAUUCCAAUUACCAGAUGAGUAUGACGAAGGACAAGUUGUGAACCUGAAGAUGCCUUGGCCUCCUCGGCCUAUAUUGGUUGCCACUGGACCCUAAGGAUCAGUAGACGUUCUUUGCCUUUUCUCUGAUUCUGUUUCGUACAUGAUGCCAGAUGCAUACCCCUAUGCUGUUCGUGCUGUCUGCACUUUUAUUAAGAAGGAGCUUGCCUCUCAACUCAGAGAUGAUCUUCUUGCAGUUGUUAAUUCGCAAACUAAGUAGUAACAAUGAAGAUUCACAAACUGGACAAGAAAUGCCAGCCAAGAAAAGGAGAAUUUCGAAUCCGACUACGAGCAAAUCAAGUUCAAAAAAGGACUCACAAGCUCAUGCCUCAAUGCAGAAUGCACAAGUGCAGCAAUGUCAUUGAGAGUGGCAGUGGAAUAUUUUGAUAUUUUAGUUGAUCUGGGUUGUUUCUGCUGGUAGCAGUCUUUUGAUUUUGUAGUUCCUAAUCUGAAUGAUGGGAAGAGUGAAGUGCUGAAUCUGUUUGGGAUGGAACUCUGGUAGUUUAUAACUGCUUAAAAUACAAUUGUGGAUGAUAAUGCAAUGCUGGGGCACAUUAUUUGAAUACUGCUAUAUGUGAUAUUUUGGGGGCAGGUUACUGAAGUGCACCUAUUUGUUUAAGGGCAAAUUUCAAAGUGCAUCCAAUUGGUUUU